This is a messenger RNA of Chenopodium quinoa (quinoa), 1242 nucleotides long. RefSeq lists its product as uncharacterized. The transcript has a single exon. NCBI's taxonomy places the organism in Eukaryota, Viridiplantae, Streptophyta, Magnoliopsida, Caryophyllales, Amaranthaceae. Gene Ontology annotation, molecular function: catalytic activity. The record is from RefSeq and is a predicted model, not a curated record. The coding region runs from base 1 to 1242 and encodes 413 amino acids.
AUGAGUACCCUAUGUUGGAACUGCAGGGGGCUUGCUAGCCUUCGUGCAGUUCGGGAACUACGGAUGUGGUGCUCUUCUCUAGUUCCUGAUAUUUUAUUUUUGUCUGAAACGAAAGUUAAUAAAAGCAUUGUUGAGAAUAAUAAAAUUAGUUUCAAUUUUCCGUAUUCUUUUGGUGUUAGUAGUAUUGGUAGGUCAGGAGGUUUAUGUAUUUAUUGGAGGGACUGCAUUGACUUUACUCUGGUUUCUUUCUCCCAAAAUCAUAUAUGUGGUGAUGUUAAGCAUGAGUCGGGUGUGUCUUGGCGUUUUGUGGGGUUAUAUGGUUGGCCAGAGGCUAGUAAUAAACACAAAACUUGGUCCCUAAUUAGACAGUUAUGUGAUGAUGUUGAGGGGCCUAUUUUGUUCGGGGGUGAUUUUAAUGAGAUUUUGUCGUAUGGUGAAAAGGAGAGUGGAGUUGACAAUGAAAGAAGAACUUUACCUGAUUUUCGGGAAACUCUUCAUGAUUGUGAGCUUAGGGACUUGGGGUAUGAAGGGCAAUGGUUUACUUGGGAGAAAGGUCGGACUAAACAAACUUUGAUUAGGGAGAGGUUGGAUCGAUUUGUGGCGAAUGGCCCUUGGUUCGAGCUCUCUCUUAACCAGGUGGUAGAUAACAUGGCUCGCAAAAAAUCCGACCAUUCACCAAUUUUCCUGAAACUUGGUGAGCAUAGGAGGAAAAAGAGGUUUUGGUUUGAAACUCAUUGGCUGCUUGACAGUGAAUGUGAGGAGGUUGUGCGUGGGGCUUGGAGGGACAUUACUGGUGGGGUGGGCGACCGUUUGAAAAGGGUGGCGGGAGAGCUGAAAAGCUGGAGCAGUCGCAAGUUCAAGGGUGUGGAAGUGCAAAUAGAGAAGCUCGAGAAGGACUUGAAAGAGGCGCAAGGGGAGGUGGUGUCAGAUGAGUCGCUUGCUAAAUGUGCUGACAUUGAAAAACAGCUUGAGGAUCUCUUUGAUAAGAAGGAAGCCUACUGGUACUUGAGGUCUAGGGUCUCAGAAAUCAAAGACGGGGAUCGCAAUACCAAAUAUUUCCACCAUAAAGCCUUUAAGCGCGGGAGCAAAAAUGAAAUAAAAGGUCUCUAUAAUGCCGAGGGUAACUGGAAAGAAGAGCUUGAAGAUAUUAAGAAAAUUGUCGAGCAAUUCUAUAGGACCUUAUUUUCUGCUGGCACACCCUCCGAGGAAGCGUGCACUAAGUGUAAUACCCCGUAUUUUUGA